Messenger RNA from Limulus polyphemus (Atlantic horseshoe crab), 3006 nucleotides. Its product is annotated as glutamine--fructose-6-phosphate aminotransferase [isomerizing] 2-like. The record is from RefSeq and is a predicted model, not a curated record. NCBI's taxonomy places the organism in Eukaryota, Metazoa, Arthropoda, Merostomata, Xiphosura, Limulidae. The coding region runs from base 326 to 2410 and encodes 694 amino acids. Gene Ontology annotation, biological process: carbohydrate derivative biosynthetic process; fructose 6-phosphate metabolic process; UDP-N-acetylglucosamine metabolic process. Gene Ontology annotation, molecular function: carbohydrate derivative binding; L-glutamine:D-fructose-6-phosphate transaminase (isomerizing) activity. The transcript has 21 exons.
CUUUAACGUAGAUGGCACUGACAAACGUAAAUAUUAGCAACACUGUCUCUUAAUAAGUUACAGGUUACCAAUAGUAGGCCUACUACGCCUAGUGGCUGUAUACGUCGACAUUAAUGCUGUUUUGCGUGCAUUAGAUUGUACAAAAGUUCUAACUGGUGCAGCAAGUAUGACAAGUACCUGCCUAUAUGCCUGUAGCGUUUUUAGUGAAGGUUUCCCAGCACCUACCUAUACGUGUAAUAUUUAAAUAGCAGCGUUGAUCAAGUUUUUAUUAUAUUUUUCGCUUCGCUGUGACAAGGUAAAGUGGGUCAGAAAGUGGUUAAGCAUCAUGUGUGGAAUUUUCGCUUACUUGAAUUAUUUGGAGCCACGCACAAGACGAGAAAUCUUAGAAUACCUCAUCAAAGGCCUUCAGAGAUUAGAAUAUCGUGGGUACGACUCAGCUGGUGUUGCUAUUGAUGAUGGAGAAAAAACAUCCAUUAUCCGUCAAAGUGGAAAAGUCAAAAUGCUGGAGGAUAAAAUUUGGAAUCUUGAGAAUUUUGAUUUCGACAAAUCUUUUGACAUACACGUGGGAAUUGCCCACACUCGCUGGGCUACACAUGGUGCUCCAAGUGAUUUGAACAGUCACCCUCAGCGAUCAGAUGAAUCAAAUGAAUUUGCUGUUGUUCAUAAUGGUAUAAUAACCAAUUAUAGUGACAUCAAACAGUUCCUGCUGAAAAAGGGGUAUAAAUUUGAAUCAGAAACAGAUACUGAAGUCAUAGCAAAGCUGAUAAAACAUAUUCAUGAUAAUCACCCAAGUUUGUCAUUUAGGGAACUUGUUGAACAAGCUAUUCAACAAUUGGAGGGUGCCUUUGCAUUGGUUUUGAAGAGCACUAAAUAUCCAGGUCAAUGUGUUGCCACAAGGCGAGGAAGCCCUCUAUUGGUGGGAAUUAAAAGUAAAAAUAAUCUGGCAACAGACUACAUUCCUGUUCUCUUUAGCAAGGACUCAGAAAACAAAAUGAAACCAGAAGGUGAUCCCAAAGAUAGAGAAGAUCAUCGUCCAUGUCUGACAUCAACUAUUCCAACUACCACUGCUGGCAUGAAGCGUUCAGAGUCUACAACUGAGUUUUGUCCACUAGGUGAAGAUAAGGAAGUAGAAUAUUUCUUUGCAUCUGAUGCCAGUGCUGUAAUCGAGCAUACAAACCGUGUGAUAUUCUUAGAAGAUGAUGAUGUGGCUGCAAUUUCUGAUGGAAAUUUGACCAUCCAUAGGCUGAAACGUACACUUGAUGAUACAACUGGCAGGGAGAUUAUUACUUUGAAAAUGGAAAUUCAGCAGAUUAUGAAAGGCAACUAUAGCUCCUUCAUGCAAAAAGAAAUUUUUGAACAGCCAGAGUCAGUGAUCAACACCAUGAGAGGAAGAGUUAAUUUUGAUAGAGAGACACUUGUUUUGGGUGGCAUCAAGGAUUACAUUCCUGAGAUAAAACGUUGCCGGCGGCUUUUGCUAAUUGGAUGUGGAACCAGUUAUCACAGUGCCAUUGCUACACGUCAAAUUUUAGAAGAACUCACUGAAUUACCAGUUAUGGUUGAACUAGCCAGUGACUUUUUGGAUCGUAACACUCCAAUCUUUCGAGAUGAUGUAUGUUUCUUCAUUUCUCAAUCAGGAGAAACUGCAGAUACUCUAAUGGCUUUGAGGUACUGCAAGAUGCGAGGAGCUCUGAUUGUUGGUGUGACUAAUACUGUUGGCAGCAGUAUUUGUCGAGAAAGUCAUUGUGGUGUGCAUAUCAAUGCUGGUCCUGAGAUUGGUGUGGCUAGUACUAAGGCUUAUACCAGUCAGUUUAUUUCCCUGGUAAUGUUUGCUCUUGUGAUGUGUGAAGACAAAAUCUCUAUGCAACCCCGAAGAAGUGAAAUUAUCCAAGGUUUAAAGGCUCUUCCUGAACAAAUUAAAGAGGUGUUGAAGCUUGAUGAGAAAGUGUAUGAACUUGCUGGCGAUAUGUAUCAGCAAAAGUCACUCUUGGUUAUGGGAAGAGGAUACAACACAGCCACUUGCAUGGAAGGAGCUUUAAAAAUCAAAGAGCUGACUUACCUUCAUUCAGAAGGAAUUUUGUCAGGAGAAUUAAAACAUGGUCCCCUAGCUUUGGUUGAUAAAGCUAUGCCAGUCAUUAUGGUUGUUACUCGGGAUCCUGUCUAUCCAAAGUGUAUGAAUGCUCUUCAGCAGGUGACUGCAAGAGAUGGUCAGCCAAUCAUUAUAUGUGAGAAGGGAGAUAGAGAGACCCAGAAGCAUGCUUUCCAUACUCUUGAGGUGCCACACACUGUUGAUUGUCUUCAGGGUAUCUUAACUGUCAUUCCAUUGCAACUCAUGUCUUAUCACAUUGCUGUACUCAGAGGAUGCAAUGUUGACUGUCCCAGAAACUUGGCCAAAUCUGUGACUGUGGAAUAACGUGGGUUAACAAUACAAAACCAUGCUUGUAUGCUUGUACCCUUGAUUAAAAAAUAUAAGCUAUAUGAAUGAAAAGAAAUAUCACCACCUUUUUCUACAUUUGUUGAGAAGUUGAGAAGCAUUCUAAAAAAAUAAAGGAAUUCUAAAUCAUAAUAUUUUAAUGAAGUAGUUUAUGAACCAAGCAUUUACUCAACAAAUGUAGAAGACCAUUUUUAAAAAUACUUUACUAAAAUGUCAUAUUAAAGUUUUAUUUUUCUAAAUAUUUAUGCUUUACAUAAUAAUGUAUCGAAACUCAAAUUUGGUAAACUACAGAUUUUUUAUUACUUAAAUUUUAAUGAUUUUUAGAUACUUUUUUUUUGCUUUUCUUAAUCCAUGGGAUUUGUUCAUAUAAAAUGGUAUUUGUUUUCUUGGUUUGAAGUGGGCCUUUUUUUACCAUAUAAAUCUUUAGUAACAGUGGUUGUGAAUACAUAAACAUAUAUAAAUAUUCAUGCUAAAACUUUUGUAUUAAUAAUCCAGGUACAAUUCGUUAGUGAAAAAUAAGACAACUGUAAUGAUAUUAAUACUGAAUAAAUAAAAAGAAACCAUGAUGAAAUGUU